CACCAUGGCCGCAGCAGAGGAUCAGGCCCAAGAGGUGCCUUGGUUCCUCAAGACAUCUUAUCCCGUCCUUUUCCCCUCUCACGAAGACCUGUUCAAGUCGCCAGCCGCUUUUGACAAGCAUCUCUCCGACGAGCUGCGGGGUGACUACGGGGUGCUGUCCUUGGAGAGCCUGGAAGUGGGAGACUCGAUGGACGGCAUCACAUUGACCGGCGAAGCAGAAGCGCCAUCAACAAGCGACGCAAAGAAAGACGACGAGGAGUUUGCGAACCGAAUGUUGACGGAAAACGCAGACGUUGCGUUCCGAUCUACAGAGAAUGCGCUGGUCGACUUGUUCUACGAGAUGGAGGAGGUUGUUUCCGGGGAGCGUUUGAAGGAGCUGCUCGAUGCGGCGUGGGCGGUCCAUCCGCUCAUCACGUUGAAGACGAUAUUCAACGCGCGGUCGAUUCAUCUGGGCAAGAGCUCGAAGCAUGUGUUUUAUCGAGCUGCAGGGUGGUUGGCGAAGAAUCACCCGCUCACACUGAUUGGCAACCUGCGAUGGCUGAGUCGGCCCGUGAUCGAGAAGAAGAAGAAGGUGGUACGCAGUAAGGAGGACGAGGCGGACGAAGGGUUUGUCAAGAUUGAGAAGCGGGAGGGGGAUGAGGAUGCGGUGGAUCGGUUUGAUGUGCGGUAUGGCGUUUCGCAUGGGUAUUGGAAGGAUUUGCUGAAUAUUCUUGUUUUGGGGAUGGAGAAGAAGUUGGAUGUGCUUGAGGAUCCGAGGAGUGUGUUGAAUACGGAGGAGCAGAAACGAGAGGAGGAGGCGGCAAGGGUUGAAAAGGCCAAGCUGGAAAGACAUCGCGAGCGGGACAGUCGUCAUGAGGCCGCCAUGGAGAGGUUCAACUCCGACCCCGUGUAUCGCGCUCUGCAUGUCACCGUUGCACGUCUCUUCGCCGAGCAGCUCCAGUCCGACCUGGCAGCCCUUGGACAUGCCGACCCCAGGGCGAGGAAGAACAUCUCGCUCUGCGCAAAGUGGGCUCCCUCGCACGGCAACUUUCACGACAGACAUACCUCCAUCAUCAGCUCCAUUGCCGAAAUCAUGUACCCCAGGGAGUCCCUCGGCAGCGUCGUCGUCGUCUCUUCUGCACCGGAUGUCAGCAGGGAGGUCUAUCUCCGGUAUGCGCGGGAGCAGUACCGCAAGGACGUGUCCGCGCUGAGGAAGUACCUCGAGGUUGUCGAGCGGGAUAUCAGUGCUCAGACGUUUGACAAGAUCAAGUACGACCGCGUGCCGUCCAUUGCGAUGAGGAACUACACCAAACUCUUCGUCCAGAAGGAUCUCGAUCGUUUUGAAGAGUAUCUCGGCAAAGUCGCCGAAGGAAAGGCCAACAUCUCGGGCGCCGUCCUCAUGCCCUCAACCAUGGUGCGCAGCGCAUCGGAGCACAUCCCUUCGGCAUCAAUCCUGGCAAGCCUCCGCCCGCAGCAGAUCAUCGACGCCAAGAUCAUGGAGCUUGAGGCCAAGGUCGUCGACAGCCAGUGGAAGACUCUCGUCCAGCGGAUCAAGGACUCGGGCACCCUGUCAUCAUGCAUCGCGGUCUGCGACGUCUCGGCCAGCAUGACGGGCCCCGUCUUCAAGGAUGGCACGACGCCGAUGCAUUCUGCGGUCGGGUUGUCGCUCCUCGUGGCGGAGGUGACGGAGCCGCCGUUUGGGGGGCACUUCAUCACGUUUUCUUCGCGGCCGCAGUUGCAGGCCAUUGAUGCGAGGCUGUCGCUGGGCGACAAGAUUCGGAACAUGAUGGGUGCGGACUGGGCCAUGAAUACGAAUUUCGUGGCCGUCUUUGAGGACUUGAUUCUUCCGACGGCGGUGGAAAAGGGGCUCAAGAGGGAGGAGAUGCUGAAGCGGGUGUUUGUGUUUAGCGAUAUGCAGUUUGAUGCCGCGGAGCGGGGCUAUUAUGGGCAUCAUGGGGACAAAGACAAGAUAACGUGGGCUUCUUCGUACGAGAGGAUCAAGGCGAAGUACGAGGAGCACGGGUACGAGAUGCCAGAGCUGGUGUUUUGGAACCUGGCCGGUGGCAGGGCGGGCUAUGGCGGUGGUGGCGGAGGAGGGCAGGGGGAUGAGGUUGCUCCGAAGCCGGUGCUUGCGGGGGAGAAGGGAACGGCGCUGGUGAGCGGGUAUUCGCAGGGGAUGCUGAAGGUGUUUAUGGACAAUGGCAUGUUUGACGAGGCCGAGGAGGAGGAGGAUGGUGAUGGGGGCGAGGUUGUGGAGGGGGAUAUGGUGGAGGUUGCUGCGCCUGGGGAGGCAAAGAAGGGCAAGACGGAUCCGUUGGCUGUGCUCAAGAAGGCGGUCUCGCAUAAAGCGUAUGAUAUGUUGCGAGUGUUGGAUUAG
This is a messenger RNA of Trichoderma reesei QM6a, 2356 nucleotides long. RefSeq lists its product as uncharacterized. The record is from RefSeq and is a predicted model, not a curated record. Bases 5 to 2356 code for a protein of 783 amino acids. The transcript has 2 exons. NCBI's taxonomy places the organism in Eukaryota, Fungi, Ascomycota, Sordariomycetes, Hypocreales, Hypocreaceae.